Grosmannia clavigera kw1407 is the source of this 831-nucleotide messenger RNA. RefSeq lists its product as uncharacterized. The record is from RefSeq and is a predicted model, not a curated record. Lineage: Eukaryota; Fungi; Ascomycota; Sordariomycetes; Ophiostomatales; Ophiostomataceae. Bases 1 to 831 code for a protein of 276 amino acids. The transcript has a single exon.
AUGUCAGCCGCAACUACCGGCUCAGCUACCACGACCAUGGUGGCAACUAAAGCUCCCGUCAAGCGAUUCGAGCUCCCGGCGCUUGAUUUCAACUUUGCCUCGCUGACAGAGGGCACCGACAUCCCGCCGCCACUGCCGUCGCCAGUCGAAGAAGCACCACCAAAGGUUGUCAAGGCACCGAAGGUGGCCGUGGCCGUCAAGCCCAAGCCAAAGGCAGCAGAGCCGCCGAAGAACAACACGAAUGGCGUGAAUGGAGUGAACACCAGCAGUAAGAUCAAUGGAGCCAUGAACGGCGCCACCUCCACCACAUGCACCACUGCAGGCCAACUGCCCACCCACUAUCGCCCCAGCACCAACGGGAGCCUGAACCGCCGUGUCGAUAGAGUCCCUGCGUCUCCCACGCUGUCUGCACACGCUGGAAGUAUCCGGCGUCUCUUCAGCCGGAAUCUCAUGAACGCCGCAUAUGCUAACGCUGAAGCUGAAGGCCUGAAAAACACACCUAACAGCAUUGACAUACACCACAGCGUCGCCCGCCCGAACAGUCGAAACACCACAGGCGCGAUAGACGAGCGCAAAUCAAAGCGCUCGAGCGGCUGGUUCCGCCGGUUACGAGGCGGCGGUCUCACCAGCUCCAGCGAUAGCAUCAACGGAGACUACGCCGUGUCGAAGCGUGCCAGCAUGGUGUUGGAGGAGGCGCCAAAGCCAGCAAAGCCGGCAAAGUCGCCCAGCCCGCCACCGCCGAUGAUUCCAGAGCUCGCAAAGCUGAAGGCCAAAGUUGAGGUCGACGAUGACGGCAGUCUCGGCAGCGACCUGUUUAAAAACAUCAAGUAG